AUGUCUUUAGAAAAAGUAAAUAGGAACAAACGGUUAGGAUUUGGUCGUGUAUCUGUUUUGACGUUUGAGCGUCAUAAAGACCACGAUGAACGUAUUGAAGACAUCCAUAAUUCUAUUAGUUGCGAAUAUGACAGACAAUUGAACAUUGAUUGUGUGAAUGUAGCACCGGAUUUUGAAGGGAUCCUUGUUUCCUGGCUACGCAAAAAGGACAACUAUAAGAGAUGGAAAAAAGAUGAUCCACAAGACAAAACAAAAGAUGCCCUGUGUACAGAAAUUAAAGAACUCAUGGAAGAGUGUGCAAUCCUUCUCUGUCAAAAACAAGCCAUUUACGCAAAGAUCCAGCAUAUACAGCAGAAUUUCCUUGAGUCACAAAUACUUCACCGACUUCAAUUCCGGCGGAUUGAAGAAGGGAUGAAACGUCAUGGGGUGCCAAAUGAACUCGUUGAAAACACUAUAAUGGAGUUAAUGAUGAAAGUUUUCCCUUUCUAUUACGAUCUCGUUCCAGUAAUGGGUGUUAAUCUACAGACCGACCCUGUCUUAAUUUCCUCGUCCACAGUCAAAACCUAUCCUUGGGGCCCCCCCAUUCCUUGGAAAAAAGCAGGUCUUAGAAACAUCGAUAAUUCCGAGAGAACCAAUGUGGUUGAAUACAUUAAGGAAUCGGAUAUGCUUUAUCAGAAGAAGGCAGAGGGCGAAGGAAAACCUAAGCUUCUUAAUGUAGAUUCCUCUGAGGCCGACCGACCCAGGAAAGGGGUUCGUGAUAGAGAUAUUAUGAUGGAUAUAAGUGGGCUCGUUAGGGAUUUCGAUCAAGAAGAAAUGUCUUUAAUGUAUAUUUCAAUCUUGGUCAAUUACCCCACUCUGUUCAUAAACAAGUCGACAUUGGGCUUGAAUAAGCUGGAGGUGUAUUUGGACUCUGUUGCCUAUGAAUAUUGA
Messenger RNA from Phycomyces blakesleeanus NRRL 1555(-), 930 nucleotides. RefSeq lists its product as hypothetical. The transcript has 5 exons. The record is from RefSeq and is a predicted model, not a curated record. NCBI's taxonomy places the organism in Eukaryota, Fungi, Mucoromycota, Mucoromycetes, Mucorales, Phycomycetaceae. Bases 1 to 930 code for a protein of 309 amino acids.